UGACGUGUCCAUCCCCCCAAUACCGUCUUCUCUUCUACUACCUUGCGUGGUAGCUCCGUCGAUCCUUUCUUUGCUCGUUUGAUUGUCUAGCUCGAGUUCUGGUCCAUCACAUUCCGCCGCUCUCUGCCUUUCUCUCUGUCAACCCUAAGUCCAGGCGCAGGAAAUUAGGAUUACUGCCAUGCAGUUUUGUUAUGGGCAACCGAAUUCUACAGAUAAGUUCCAGUCAUGUUUGUAUUUGUAUCGGUAUCGUGGACUCUGUUGAUUUUGCCUGGAGGCCUUGACAGUUUACUGAGAUCAAUGCUUUGUUAAUCUGUUCCAUUUAGUUGGUAACCAGCAUUGCACCAUGCCAUAUUACAUACAAAGACUUUACAACACCUGCAGAGCGUCUUUUUCUCCACAAGGACCCAUAUCAGAAGAGGCUCUCGAAAAAGUGCGUGCUAAGUUAGAGAGAAUGAAGCCCUAUGGUGUUGGUCUUGAACAGGAGGCACAAAUCGUUCGUAAUUGGGUAGGUCCUGUUCAUGAACGUAAUGGAAGCUAUCAGACGCUGCCUCCAAUUAAAUACCUGCAUUUGCAUGAGUGCGACAGCUUCUCUAUGGGGAUUUUCUGCAUGCCACCCUCAUCUAUCAUACCGCUUCAUAAUCAUCCUGGAAUGACCGUUUUGAGCAAGCUUAUCUAUGGAUCAUUACAUGUGAAGUCAUAUGACUGGAUUAAUUUACCUGCACCUGAUGACCCAAUGGAAGCAAGACCUGCAAAGCUUGUAAAGGACACUGAUAUGACGGCUCCUUCUGGGACAACAAUUCUUUAUCCGAACAGGGGAGGCAACAUACAUUGUUUUGGAGCCAUAACACCUUGUGCUAUUUUUGAUAUCCUGUCUCCACCUUACUCUUCAGAGGAUGGACGACACUGCACUUAUUUUAGAAGGUCCCCACGAAUGGAUCUACCUGGUAGUGAAUUUGAAGUUAACGGUGAGAUGGUUUCCGAUGUUACUUGGCUAGAAGAGUUCCAACCCCCUGAUGACUUUGUGAUACGCAGAGGGCUGUACAAAGGUCCUGUUAUUAGAACUUGAGAGUUAUAGUAGUGGUGUAUUGUUUAUUCAAAAUGCGAUUGGAUCUUCAUUAGAAAAAUAUACUUAAAGGAAAUACGGAUCAGAAUUUGCCAAUAACCUUGAUAUGGAUUUGAGUUUUUGAUAAACCUUGGCAAUAGUUGAUGGUUUUGCAUUUAUGAAAGUUAGUCGUGGGGCUGCCUGUACAUAUUAUUGUGCAGUCCUUUGAUUUAAUGGCCUCACUGUUAAAUAGUGAGAGAGCUACUGGUAGUCUAGAAUGCCUGUACAUAUUAUUGAGAUAUCAACUGAUCAUAGUUGAACGGGAACUCAUGCUGUUGGUGGCAUUUUUGUUA
Molecule: messenger RNA, 1395 nt
Organism: Tripterygium wilfordii
Lineage: Eukaryota; Viridiplantae; Streptophyta; Magnoliopsida; Celastrales; Celastraceae
Product: plant cysteine oxidase 4-like
Exons: 6
Coding region: 344-1066 (240 amino acids)
Molecular function (GO): oxidoreductase activity, acting on single donors with incorporation of molecular oxygen, incorporation of two atoms of oxygen
Source: RefSeq, a predicted model, not a curated record